Messenger RNA from Dovyalis caffra, 483 nucleotides. The record is from the annotation of a GenBank genome assembly. Lineage: Eukaryota; Viridiplantae; Streptophyta; Magnoliopsida; Malpighiales; Salicaceae.
AUGACGAGCUCAUCAAAUGGUAUGUGUCUUGACGUAAGAAUUUUCUUGCUUGGAAGGGCUUUUGGACCGAUCCGAGAUCCUAGAAUACUUGAUUGGAGAAGCCCCGAAGAUUAUGGUUAUGAUCCUUUUGGUCUCGACAAAAAGCCAAAAAACUUCGAAAAACUACUCUUUCGUUGCGGAUAUCAAGCAUUUGAGUUGAUUCACGUCGGAUGGGCCAUGCUUAGAGCAGUGGCUUCAUUAUCCCCGAAGCCUUCAACAAACUUGGGGCCAACUGUGGCCCUCAAGCUCGUCCGGUUCAAGGGUUUCGAGGACAAGCUUCACCUGAGCGGUCCUUUUGACCCAUUGGGUUUGGCAAAGGAUCCCGACCAAGCUCGCACUCCCGAAGGUCCCGUCGAAAACCCGGCAAAGCAUCUCGGUGAUCCUUUCGACAACAACUUGCUUAUCGUCAUUGUUGGUUCCGUUGAGAGAACUCCUUCAUUGUGA